Nerophis lumbriciformis (worm pipefish) is the source of this 2706-nucleotide messenger RNA. RefSeq names its product glycine receptor, alpha 4b (gene glra4b). Lineage: Eukaryota; Metazoa; Chordata; Actinopteri; Syngnathiformes; Syngnathidae. Gene Ontology annotation, molecular function: glycine binding; transmembrane signaling receptor activity; transmitter-gated monoatomic ion channel activity. Gene Ontology annotation, cellular component: plasma membrane. The record is from RefSeq and is a predicted model, not a curated record. Gene Ontology annotation, biological process: monoatomic ion transmembrane transport.
UCCAACAUUAAAACCAAGCUUGGCCUACUUUUUUUUGUCUGGAGGUCAAAAUGCUCAAGCAUGCAGAAGCAGAGUGCCCCCAGCCCCCUCUUUCAUGACUUUCGCGUUAUUAGUAAUACAUCCAUGUUUGCUCGUCACACACAUUUCUUCCUCUAUUUGACACUAAAGGCUGCAGUAGCCAAGUGAGGCAGACGUGCAGCGAUAACAAGCCGCCUCUUCCUUUCAUAUUAAUUUUACAUGAUCUUGUGGAUGAAAUUUCUGGAUGGAGAAAACAAACAUGCGCAUCCACAUUUUAUAUUUACAUUCAUUUUCUGCGGAUUGGAAGACGCACCCAGUGAGUCGGAAACAUUGGACGUAUUUGCUGAAGAUGGAAAAUACUGACGUCCACCAAUGCCAAUAGUGAGAUUUUUACCCCCACCCAUUGUUUUUAAGAGAUGUAUAUAUAUAUAUCGUCAAAACAAGGUACUGUUGUAUCGAUGGCUGUUAAAAUUGUGAUCAUUGGCUCAAGUUUAUUAUUUGAACAUUUUAGAUGAUAUACCGUACAACUGGUUAGUUCUGCAAAAGUGUCUGCGCGCCUAAUAAAAAGGUUACUGUGUCUUUAAAUAUUCUUGCAGUCCUUCCGUGAGCAUGCAUAUAGCCAUAAAAAAGAGAUAAAGCUUGAAGUCAUCUUCACAAACACAAGCGGAGAGGGUGGGGGGAAAAAAAGUUCCCUGGGAUUUUGAAUUAUACAGCAGCAGCAGCAGCUUCUCUAGUUUACACCUGCUGAGAAGGAGGGAGGAUGUGCUGAGUUCAGUUGACAGUCUUGACUGGAGGAGCCAACAAGUUCCCAGCAACGGCAUUUUUUUUUUCUUUCUCUCUUUUCAGUUAUUUUUCCCUCUCCGGUAGUGGAAUAUUUUUGUUUUCUAGGAUGCAACUGAACAUUUUGUGUUUACUAUGUGCUCCUUGUGUGUUUUUUUUGCAAGGCAGGUCAGUCGUCUGUAAGGAGAUGAAGUUACCCGGCGGUGCAUCCAGACCUCCUUCCCCAUCUGACUUCCUGGACAAGCUGAUGGGUCGCACAUCAGGAUAUGACGCUCGCAUCAGACCCAACUUCAAAGGUCCUCCUGUCAACGUCACCUGCAACAUCUUCAUCAACAGCUUUGGCUCCAUCACUGAAACCACCAUGGACUACCGGCUGAAUGUAUUUCUGCGGCAGCAGUGGAACGACCCUCGACUGGCUAACAAGGAGUACCCUGACGACUCGCUCGACCUGGACCCCUCCAUGUUGGACUCCAUUUGGAAGCCCGACUUAUUCUUUGCCAAUGAAAAGGGAGCAAACUUCCAUGAAGUCACCACAGACAACAAACUGCUCAGAAUAUUCCAAAAUGGAAAUGUUCUCUACAGCAUCAGGCUGACGUUGACCCUCUCCUGUCCCAUGGAUCUCAAAAACUUCCCCAUGGACAGCCAGACAUGCAUCAUGCAGCUGGAAAGCUUUGGCUACACCAUGAACGACCUCAUCUUCGAAUGGCUGGACGUGGGCGCCGUGCAGGUGGCUGAUGACCUGGUGCUGCCUCAGUUUGUGCUGAAGGAGGAGAAAGGCCUGGGCUACUGCACCAAGCACUACAACACAGGUAAAUUCACCUGCAUUGAGGUGAAAUUCUACCUGGAGCGCCAGAUGGGCUACUACUUAAUCCAGAUGUACAUUCCCAGCCUGCUGACGGUCAUCCUUUCCUGGGUGUCCUUCUGGAUCAACAUGGACGCAGCACCAGCCCGAGUAGGGCUGGGCAUCACCACCGUGCUCACCAUGACGACGCAGAGCUCCGGCUCCAGGGCGUCGCUGCCAAAGGUGUCCUAUGUGAAAGCCAUAGACAUCUGGAUGGCCGUGUGUCUUCUUUUUGUGUUUGCCGCACUCCUGGAGUAUGCAGCCGUUAAUUUUGUUUCACGGCAACACAAGGAGUUCUUCAGGCUGAGGAAGAAGCUGAAAGAGCAAGAGCGGCAAAGAACCCAGGGAAGUGGCGAGAGUAAGACCAAAGGAAACAUGUCCGGCGACGAUGCGGCUCAUGGGAGUGCAGGGCAGCAGUGCAGCGCCUGUGCGAGGGAGGAGGAGCUGGCACGCCAAGGGUUGCUUUUCCAGAGUUACGGGCUUACAAGCGCUCCAGAGAUGGAUGCAACCCCGGUGUUUGCCGACUUACCUCCCGGUCUAGGCUACUACGACAUACGCCGGCGCUUCGUGGACCGAGCUAAAAGGAUCGACACCGUGUCUCGGGCCGUGUUCCCUAUGAGUUUCCUCAUGUUUAAUGUCCUCUACUGGCUGACCUACAAGGUCCUACGGCAUGAAGACGUCCAAGUUACAAUGUGAAGACCAUAAGGACAGUGGACGGCGUCACUGAAGCAUUAACAGGCCCUCAUGUGAAACAUGCCAGAUGCAAGGUGACUGCAUGUCUGGCGCGAUUCAAACGCUACGUGACAUCUUUACAUUUUUAAUACCUCCAAAGAUAUGCACUUUUCAUUGGUGCCAAUGCUCCAUACAACACAUACACAUAGAAUACACAAUUAUUUAUGAUCAUUUUCUGUAGCUUCACUUUGGACUCCUGCAUGUCCUUGCUAGAGAAUUUUUUUUUUUUUACCAGUUAUUAUUACAGUUAUCACCUCAGUGAGUGUAUGGCACACUCACUGCCUCUAUAGACACUGCACUGAUACUGUGUUAGUGUUUCAUAAUGAUCAUCCGCU